This is a messenger RNA of Symbiodinium natans, 1599 nucleotides long. The record is from the annotation of a GenBank genome assembly. Lineage: Eukaryota; Dinophyceae; Suessiales; Symbiodiniaceae.
AUGGGGCCUCUAGCGCGGAAGGAAGCUGGAAACCAGUUCUGCAAGGAGGGGAAGUGGCACGAAGCUGCGGUGGAGUACACCAAAGGCCUUGAUGAGUGCGACGAGAACUUCCCACCAGAUCAGAGAGGGCUUCUUCUGGCGAACCGGAGUCAGUGCUGGCUCAAGUUGAGUGACUUCCAGAAGGGGCUGGAUGAUGCCAACGCGUGCCUAGAGCUGUUGCCGGAGCAUGUGAAGUCCCUCUUCCGCCGUGCCACGGCGCUGGAAAUGCUCGGGCGUGAGACAGAGGCCCUGUCGGACUUUGCACGCGUGGCGCGUGUCGAUCCCGGGAACCGCCCUGCUGUGGAGGCGGCGCAGCGUUUGCGGGCAGCCAUGGCACGGCGUAGCGACAAGCUUGUGGAGCAAAGCCUGCCAGCACGUCUGGCCGCCACACUUCGUGCGCCCACAGCUCAGGAGGAGGUGCAGCGGGAUGCUUGUGACAAAGUUCGAGCAGCUGCGCUGCGGGGCGAGGCAUCCUCGCUGCUCAGCCACGGUGUGCUGGAGGCGUUGCUGGCAUUGGGAGAUGCUGAAAAGACAUCGCCGGAGCUCCGCCAGGCAUGCCUCCGAAGUCUUUGUCUCAUCGCCUCGGGCAGGGAGCGAGACGAUCUGGAGGCGGCAGAUGCGCGGCUGCAGACGCAAGGAAAGGUGGAGACUCCAACUGCCUCCGCGGUGGACGCCAGGUCCCGGCUUCGUGCCGCGCUGCGCGACGGUGGCCACGGCGCUCUCCGUCGCCUGGGGAGGCGAUGCAAGGGCCACGGAGGAUCUGUCAGUCAGCUUGCCUUGCUGCUGAGUUAUUGCCAGGAACCCGAGGACGAGGCGGCCCUGGAGCUCCUGGCUGAGGCACUGGACGACGAGGCCGAUGCCUCGAGAGCGGUGCUGGCGUCCCUGAACGCCAUCUUCGAUGUUCGCCGUCAACAGGGCUCUUCAGGCAAAGCCGUGGUGUUCAGCUCGGGCCUGCGCCGUUGUCUGGAGGUAGCGCUCCAUGUGACCGACCAACAGGAGCUUCUACACGGCUUUUUGGCCGAGGUGUUUUCGCUGCUGGCAGACAACAAUGACCGACCGCGAGAGCUUCAGGUGGACGUGCCGGGAAUCGGCUUACGACUGCUGGAGCCCUUUCUCCAGAACCAGGAUGCUUUGCUUCUGCGCAAUGGCCUCGCCGGGCUUGCCUGCCUCCUGGCCUCCAGAGCCAAGGACGCAGCUCUGAUCCUGCAGAUGUCGGCUGUGCCCCUGUCUGCAGUGCUCAAUGCCUUGGCCCGGCCGGUGCCAGGCCCUGAAGGGCGUGAUGCCCAGGGUCAUGCUGCAGAGUGCUUGCUUCUGGCAGCAAGUGAUGCUCGGACAAGACAGCGAUGGAUCGAAGGCGGAGGCAUCGAGGUGAUCCUCGGAGCGCUGAGCAACACGGAUCGCGGCAUUCGCCGGGAGCUUGUGGAUGCGAAGCUGGUCGCCGUGCUGGCCAUCAUGGCGGCUCACAGCAAAGACGUGCGAGAUGAGAUCUUCGACCGGGUGGAUUUCAUGAUGGAGCUCCGCUUUGCUGUGGAUGUGGCGGGCGACAGUGCCAAAGCUUAA